Molecule: messenger RNA, 3049 nt
Organism: Gekko japonicus
Lineage: Eukaryota; Metazoa; Chordata; Lepidosauria; Squamata; Gekkonidae
Gene: FBXL2
Product: F-box and leucine-rich repeat protein 2
Exons: 15
Coding region: 103-1371 (422 amino acids)
Biological process (GO): SCF-dependent proteasomal ubiquitin-dependent protein catabolic process
Cellular component (GO): SCF ubiquitin ligase complex
Molecular function (GO): protein binding
Source: RefSeq, a predicted model, not a curated record
UGGCUGGCUGGCUGGGCCUGUCGGUCUGCUGCCCUCUCUCGAGCGGCUGUUUCGUCACCGGGACAACCGGCGGGCUCGCGCUGCCGCGGCGUUCCCUUGACAAUGGCUGUAUCUGAUGAUGAAGCACUUAUUAACAAAAAGCUGCCCAAAGAACUUCUUCUAAGAAUAUUUUCCUUCUUGGACAUAAUUACUUUAUGUCGAUGCGCACAAGUUUCUAAGUCUUGGAAUAUUUUGGCCUUGGAUGGAAGUAACUGGCAAAGAAUAGACCUGUUUAAUUUUCAAACAGAUGUAGAGGGCCGAGUGUUAGAAAAUAUUUCCAAAAGAUGUGGUGGGUUCCUGAGACAACUAAGUCUGAGAGGCUGUCUUGGGGUUGGAGACUGUUCUUUGAAAACAUUUGCACAGAACUGUAGAAACAUUGAGCACUUAAACCUUAAUGGAUGCACAAGAAUUACUGAUAACACUUGCUAUAGCCUUAGCAAGUUUUGCCCCAGGCUGAAACAUCUGGAUCUGACAUCCUGUAUUGCCAUCACUGACAACUCCUUGAGGAAUUUAAGUGAAGGCUGCCAAAAUUUGGAGUUCUUAAAUCUUUCCUGGUGUGAUCAGAUUACAAAAGAUGGUGUUGAAGCACUAGUAAUAGGAUGUACUGGACUGAAGGCACUCUUUCUAAGAGGAUGCACACAGCUAGUAGAUGAAGCACUUCACCAUAUUGAGAACCAUUGCCAUGAACUUGUUCUCUUAAACUUACAGUCAUGUAUGCAAAUAUCAGAUGAAGGCAUAGCGGGUAUCUGUAGAGGAUGUCACAGACUCCAGUCACUUUGUGUUUCUGGUUGUACAAACCUUACAGAUGCUUCUCUCAUAGCACUUGGUUUGAACUGUCCAAGACUGAAGAUUUUGGAGGCUGCAAGAUGUUCUCAUCUCACAGAUGCUGGUUUUACACUUCUAGCAAGGAAUUGCCAUGACCUAGAAAAGAUGGACCUAGAAGAAUGUGUUCUGAUAACAGACAACACAUUGAUACAACUUUCAAUUCACUGUCCUAAACUGGAAGCACUGAGUUUGUCGCACUGUGAACUAAUCACAGAUGAUGGGAUUCUGCACCUGAGCAGCAGCACAUGUGGGCAUGAACGUCUCCAGGUAUUAGAGUUGGACAACUGCCUGCUAAUUACAGAUGUGACUCUUGAACACCUCGAGAACUGCCACAACUUAGAGAGAAUUGAGCUAUACGAUUGUCAACAAGUCACCCGUGCAGGCAUCAAAAGAAUAAGAGCUCAUCUACCAGCUGUGAAAGUUCAUGCUUACUUUGCUCCAGUAACUCCACCUCCUUCUGUAGGAGGUACUCGACAGCGACUCUGCCGAUGCUGCAUCAUUCUUUAACAGGCGAAGAGCUGGGCUGAUGACCAGUUCAGCGAAGGAAAACAGUGGCAGGCGUCCAUUGGCCACCUUCAAAACAAUGCCAUCCCAGCCAUCUUAUUCUGCACUGGUUGUAAUGCCCAUGCAAGUUUACAGGUAAAAUAUAUUUUAUGCAGAUGUGAAUAAUGCUGACGUUCUGUUCUAACCUUUCUGCUAGUGCAAUCCAGAUUUGAUAUCAGAUUGGUUCUACUAGCUAAAAAAAAUUAAAAUUACCAAAAGUAGAACUCUACUACAUUGGUGGUAAUUCCAGCUCAAACACAGGCAAUAGUCAAAACACAAUCUUCAACAGAAGCAGCCCAACAAGAAUGUUUCAUUGUUAUACCAGAGUUAUUUCAUGAACAACCGUCAAUUAAAUCAUAGUUCCAAGUAUUUCAAACCAAUGUCUACACUUUAAAAAAGCCAAAUUACUAUAUCUGCUGAAUGAGAAUCUGCCAUGCUAGAGAAAUUUAAGAAGCUGUUAUAAUAUUGCAGCAGACUGAUAAAUCAGUUCUUGAAAAGUUAUAAAGGAUUAUUGUAUGGCUGAUGGUAAAACGGCAUACAAUAUAGCUGUAUAGCUUUUACAUGGGCUUUAUUGACAGAACAUUUCAGCAAGUAAUAGUGGAAAUGACCUCAUCCCAUGGGUGUAUCCCACCUUUAAAUCUACUGUGUUAAUCAAGAAAUAUGCAUAGCUAGAAGUCUUACUAAUUCUCAAACUAUUUGCCAUGUUUUCAACACAAAUAAAUAAAUGCCUCUCUAAAAUUCCUAAAGCUGGAGCUGUCUCAAAUGGUUGUCAAGGAUGGAGUUGCUCUGAAAAAAUUGAUUAAACAUACUGGAUUGCACACUUGGGAGGGGCAUUGACUCCUUUGCCUAUAUGAGGUUGUUUCACUGGCCUCUCUCAUAGCCGGCAGGCAACUCAGUGCUGAAGGAUAGGAUGCCCUCAACACUUGCAUUAUUGCUGCAGAGGCAUAUCCUCUUCCUUUACGAUGAGAAGAUUCCCAUAUUUUCUCACCCUAAGAUGUACUGCUGCCAAUUCCGACCUACCAGAUUUAUACUCAAAAUAUGGACAAUUGUGUGCAAUUAUAUAUGCUUUUUUAACUGGAAGUCAAUGUAAGUCAAAUACCCAGUAACUACUGAAUGUUUUCCUAGUAAGAAGACAUUUUGUAAGAAAUGCUAGCGUUGGAAGGAAUACGCACGUUUUUUAGAAAAUAAAUUUUCUAAAAAACACAACUUAUGAGCUGUACUCUAAGCAUUCCAAUUUUUUUCUUCAUUAAUGCUUUUUAAAUUUUGCUGACAAAAAAUUAUUCAGAUGCUUUAGCUAAAGGGGGAAGGCAUUUGACUGGCACAAAAUUUUAUAGUAAGUGUUAACUCUUUUGGAGCAAGAUUUGAAAUGCAGACUACAUAAAAAAAGUUAACAAAACACUACAAGGCUAUAUCAAUACUGUUUUGAGAGCAUCAAUAAUAGGAUACCCCUACAGCUGGUAAAAUAUUUACAGCAGCACAUAUCUAAGAUUUGCUAUCUGUCUAUGGUAACCACGUUGUAAAAGAAAAACAGCUUGUCAAAUCAAAUUGUGUUGAUGUGUGGCUUUAUAAGUCAAAUGUUUGAGUUAAAAUACUUGCUCCAAGUAAAAUAAUUUUAUACAGGAUACUAUUUAAAUAAAGUCAC